Messenger RNA from Bathycoccus prasinos, 4314 nucleotides. RefSeq lists its product with no specific name. The transcript has a single exon. Gene Ontology annotation, molecular function: protein binding. Gene Ontology annotation, cellular component: cytoplasm. The record is from RefSeq and is a predicted model, not a curated record. The coding region runs from base 1 to 4314 and encodes 1437 amino acids. Lineage: Eukaryota; Viridiplantae; Chlorophyta; Mamiellophyceae; Mamiellales; Bathycoccaceae. Gene Ontology annotation, biological process: tRNA methylation.
AUGAGUCGUAAACGGGAGAUUGUGCGGGACUCUUACGUCGGCGACGUGACCUCGUUACUCUCGAUUGACAAAUUAGACGCGCGUUAUUUACCGAGACAAACUUUGUUAGCAGGAAUCGGGAGCUCGGUCUUGUGGUACGAUCCGUUCUUCGUCGCUGAUGAUGAUGAUGAUGAUGACGACGGGGAAAAGCACCGAAGCGAGAAAGAAGACGACUUUUGCGCCGGCGGCGGAGAAGAAGACAAAGCGCCGCCAAAGAAGCGCGACGAGAAAAAUAAAAGGAGGAAAGAGUGUUUACUCGCGUCGUGCCCUGUGGCGCUCCCGGAAGGCGCGAGAGUGCACGGGAUGAGACGGGAACCGUCGUUGGACGACGCGGAGGAUUUGAGCUUCGGGGUGGUGGUUUGGGGAGCGAAUUUCGCCAGCGCGGUAGCGCUGAGGUUGCCGAAGAAGAAGACGAGAAGAAAGACUAAAGAGGAAGUAGGAAGCGCGGGUGGUGAGAGUGAGAGCGACUCGUCGGAUGUGACGUGGUAUUCCGACGAUGAUGAUGAUGAUGAUGGAUUUAGGUGCGAAUUCAUUCUCUCGGUAGGUUGCGCGUUCUCGCAUUGGGUGCACGACUGCAAAGUGUGCGCUCCGGACGCGUCUGGGGACGGGUACGGGUACCAUUCUUUAGCGGUCGCGCUUUCAGAUAAUUCGGUGGAAAGGUGGACGUUGCCGUGGAGUGUGAGCGAGUUUGAUUGUGCGCCGCGGUGUUUAGAUGUUUCUCGAUGUGCGGCGGAAAGUUUGUUGUACUGCGCGGCUUUGAGAGGGGAGACGUGGAAGCGGAUGCGAGUGUGCGCCGGGACAGCGUUCGGGGAAUUAUUGGUGUGGUUUUGCGGGAGAGAAAACAAGCAAGGCACGUAUCCAUACGCGAGUUUACAAGGGCACAACGGUGGUAUAAUGCGGUGUCGGUUUUCGGAGGAUGGGAAGUUUGUCGUGAGCGCGAGCGAGGACAGAACGAUUCGAGUUUUCGCGUUGCCGAAUAUUACGAAAGAGACGAAACAGGGAGAAGAAGGGAAAGACAAAUACGACGUCGUUUUUUUGAAAUGCGUUCGCGCGUCUGAAGUUAUAUUCGGUCACAAAGCUAGAUGUUGGGAUUGCGAGCCGUUAUCGUUGAAUAAAUACGGGAGAGGUAGUUUAGACGUCAUCGCGACGACGUGCGAGGACAGAAACGUGCGCGUUUUCGAAGCGCCAAAAGACGAAAAUGGUUUCCGGCAAGUUGUCACGAACGGCAAAGAUAGAUACGCGCUAGAGCCAUUCAAUGACAACAACGUCAACGUAAAGAAUGAGGAAAGAGCAAUCGCCACUGAGGGGAAAGGAAUUACCGGAGAAGAUAUAAAAGCGUCGAUGUGUUUCAAAGGGUUUCGCGGGAAAGGCGCGUGGCGCACGUGUUGGAUGCGUGACGAAAAGAACACGCUUUGGCUCAUCGCCGGAGGUUCAGAUGGUGGUAUCAAAAUGUACGACUGUAGUCAAGUUGAUACAGGUGUAGAUGAUGAUUGCUUUGAUGAUAGUAAUAGUGUAGAUAAAACAAUAGCGAAGACUGGUUCGCCAGAGAAAAACACCCGAGAUGGAAUGUUUGAGGAUUUUGAAACGCUCGUGCCGCCAGAUUCAGGCGUCGCUCCGGACGAGAUUGAUCCAGAAAAUCCAAACUAUAUCAAAAUAAAGAAAGAUAAUGAACGCGAAGAUUACGCCACAAUAGUUCGGGUUUUGGAAAAUCAAAUGGAUGGUACCGUAUCUGUCGUUGUGGGAACGAAUCAUGGCGUAUUGUAUCUUCUUCGAGUCGAAUCGUCGCGCACCAACGGUGAGACGUGUAAAAAGAGCGCAAGGCUUGAAGUUUUGUACAAGCCUGAACGACGUUCAAAAAUCAUAACCAUUGAGUGUGUGAGAAAUUCAAACACCGACGAGUUCAUCUUUGGCGACGCGACUGGAUAUCUGCGUCUAGCUUUCCGUUCUUCGCAAACCACUUUCAGCGUCGCCGAAAAACUCUUGUUUGAUUUUCCGGUGGCGAAGCCGCGUUUACUUUUACAAGUCUUCCACAGGCGUGAGAAGCUGUACACGCACGACGCCGAUGGAAUGUUAAAACGUUGGGACUUGGUAACAGCUAGAACGGAAAUUGCUGUCACGAUGUACGAGAAUCGUCGAGUUGUGAGUUUAGAAGAUGCGCUUGGUUUUCUCAUCGUCGGCGACCAGAGGGGCGGCGUGUGGGUGUACGAUUCGAAAACACUCUCUAAAGUCGCGUACGAAAUGUCCGCACACGGGAACAAUGCGGUGACGUAUGUUGAUAUUCGCUCUACAAAUGACAACGAUACGUUUCAGUUCAUUACCGGAGGAAGAGAUGGUGUCAUGCGUCGCUGGACAAUCGCCGCCUCUGAAAAUGGAGGUGUACGUUUGCGCGAGGAUACCAAAUGGACUUCGCCAUCAAAGAAUGCGUCUCAGUUUGUCAUCACGACGAACACCAGUACUGCAAACGAUGGUGAUCAUAUUACGCACGUCGGUGGAUUUCGACUCUCGUCGUUUGCAAUGUAUUCAUUAGUAUUAGAUCGAGAGCUUUUUAGCUUCAAUGUCGGCGCUUGGAAAACAGCGCAUCAUUUCUUAGCAACGAAAACGGGUAAAAAUGCCGUAUUCGCGCACUGCGCUAAAGCCGGGGUAGUUACCAUCAAAGUAUCAAAGCCUGGUAUAAUGAGUGUGAACGCAGAAGAUUCCAAAACUGAAGAAAGUGUAGCGAAAUCCCUACACACGUGGUCGCACGGUCGCGAAGCGCACGCGGUGGCGAUACUUCCACCUGCAGAGUCUGAUUUGGAGAGCAUCAAGAACGGCGGCAACACAUCGGUCGCCGCAGAUACCGCAGAUGAUGUAUAUUAUCGCAUGUACAAGGAUUCGUACAAUCCGUUGUGUUUGAUAACAUGCUCAGAAAGCGGUGCUAUUCAUCGUCUUUCAUGGGACCGUUACCGUCCAAUCGGUGCGCGUCUCUACGACGCUACGGUUGUAGAUACGCAAGGAGCCGGCGCCGCGGUCAAGUGUAUAUCCACGAUACAAAAGUCGCGUAAUAAGCACAUCGUCGUAACCGGCGGCGCAAAAAACAUGCUCGCUGCGUUCUUAUUUGAAUGGAUUAAGCACGAAAACAACGAAAACGAAAACGAUUGGCGAAUAUCGACGAAACGACUAGUCUCGCAAAAGUACGUUGAUUACGCGCACGGUAGAACCUGGUCGAAAGGUGUUGGAUUCAUUGAGCCGAAAAAUACAGCCGAUAAACGCGUGAUGGAUAUAUCCGCGUUCGUGCAUAAGAGAGAGGACGGAUGUGAAGUCGUUCGAUGCGCAACCAGUGGUAGCGACGGCGAAAUUGCCAUAAUCGAGCUCGAUGAAGUGUCGCGCAAGUUUGAGAAGGUGUACGCUACGUGCUUAAACGACAAGCCUGUGCUUUCGGUAUCAACCGUAACUAUCGCAAACUGCUCAUGCGCAAAUACAACGACGACUUUCCUUGCGACGGGAAGUACUGAUGGAACAGUUGCUGUUUGGAAUGCGAAUAACUUAAGCGAUCCUUUACUCAUUCUAAAAGAGACGCACCAAUCCGGAGUGAACGGUAUAUCUUUGAACGUAUACGAUGAGAAGCUGAAACUACUCUCACUCGUUACCGGCGGCGAUGACCAGAAAGUUACGGUUUCAAUUAUCGACAUCUCUUCGAUGAAAGUAUUGAAAUGUCACCAAGUCACGCUCGCGCAUGAAUCUGCGAUUCGCUCUCUUUGGUCCGACGGUACGAACGUUGUCUCUACCGGUCUCGAUCAACGCGUGCACUUUUGGGAUGUAUCCUUCGAUAAGACUUCAUCCGUAUUAACGGUUUCGAAAGCGAGCACGACUCGAGCGGAGACGCCCGAAAUUGAAAGCAUCGACGGAUACCGUCGGCCUCGCGAUGGAUUUAUCGAGCUCGCCGUGUGCGGCCGAGGCGUCCAAACCUUCUCCUCGCACGUUCACUCUGACUUUGAGCACGCCAUCGAAAAGUUCACCAGUUUAUCCACGAAAGAGUGGAACGCAAAAUACGGUCCUGGAUUCCCAAACGUCGCGGAACUUUUACUUCACGUAGACAAACGCGACGGCGAAGGACCAAAAAUGGACUCGAGGCGAGCGAGAUUGUUCCCAGAUGACCUCUUCAGAGAAGUAGAUAUUAAAGAAGAAGAGCGCGCGAAUCAAACAGCGUACGGAAACAAAAACCGACCGAAUGGAAAAGGUAGUAAAUUUCCCUUCGCGCGGCCGACGCGCGAGAGCGCGCACGUCUCUCCCCCGUGA